Messenger RNA from Capra hircus (goat), 2740 nucleotides. RefSeq names its product surfeit 2 (gene SURF2). The coding region runs from base 45 to 818 and encodes 257 amino acids. NCBI's taxonomy places the organism in Eukaryota, Metazoa, Chordata, Mammalia, Artiodactyla, Bovidae. The transcript is spliced from 6 exons. The record is from RefSeq and is a predicted model, not a curated record.
CGUGGUUCCGGCGAAGGUCGGCGCCCAGCUCCGCGCGCAGAGCCAUGAGCGAGCUGCCGGCAGACGUGCGCGCCUUUCUGCGCGAGCACCCGAGCCUGCGGCUGGAGCCCGGCGCCUGCAAGGUGCGGUGCGCUCUGACUGGGCACGAGCUGCCUUGUCGCCUGCCCGAGCUCCAGGUCUACACCCGCGGCAAGAAGUACCGGCGGCUGGUCCGCGCCUCCCCGGCCUUCGACUACACCGAGUUCGAGCCGCACAUCGUACCCAGCACCAAGAACCCGCACCAGCUGUUCUGCAAACUCACCCUGAGACACAUCAACAAGUGCCCGGAGCACGUGCUGAGGCACACCCAGGGCCGGCGGUACCAGAGGGCGCUGCGCAAGUAUGAGGAGUGUCAGGAGCAGGGCGUGGAGUUCGUGCCGGCCUGCCUCCUGCACAAGAGGAGGAGGAGGGAAGACCAGGACGGUGAUGGGCCGCCACAUCCUAGAGAAGCCUUCUGGGAACCCCCGUCCAGCGAUGAUGGCGCCGCCCCGAGCGACAGUGAUGAUAGCAUGACAGACCUGUACCCGCCUGAGCUGUUCACCAAGAAGGACCCGGAAGCGACUGGGCCUGGGGACAGCACUGACGACUUUCUGACCGAGGACGAGGACGAGAAGCCAAGAUGUCCCCAAGAGCCGGGCCCUGAAGACGGCAGGGCCCUGGGAGCGGGCCAGGAGCGUGUCCUCAAGCGCAGGAAGAAGCGAUCCAGCUCCUUGAAAAAGAAGUUCAAAAGUCACCACCGCAAACCUAAGAGCUUCAGCUCUUUUAAACAGUCAGGUUGAUGAAAGGUCGCUGGGGAAAACACAUCUUGAGAGAAUUCUGAAAGUCCUCGGAAGCUGCCCGCCAGGGUCCCCACUGGUCCAGUUCCCAAGACCUGCUCCACGCACUCCUCGUUUGCUGCCGCUGCCUGCACGGCUGGGGUCUGACCCCACACCCAGGGAGCGGCAGGGACCCCGAAGGAAGACCUCCGACUGGACGCGGUCUCCGGCGACGCCUGGAGGGGGCACCCAGGGAGGGCCCUGGCCAAGCCCCACCUGGCUGGAGGACACCAGAGGACCACACUGCAUACAACAAAUGCCAUUAUUUAUUUGGACGUGUCUCCAAAAAUCAAAAUGUUUUCAAACACAACUAAGAUAUAAAAUACAGCAUGAGAUUUAUACCUAUUUCCCACAGAGAGCAAAAAAAAGUGUGUUUCAGAAAUUCUUUUUGCUAAAACCAACUUAGUAGGUCCUUUUUCCUCUUCUUACAUAAGCAUCCACCCCUGCCCUGAGCACUAGCCCACUCAGGGACAGGGGAAGUGGGCUGGGGACCACCAUAGAGGCAGUCUCAGUUUUUGCAAACUAAAAACUGUACCCCGCCAGAAACAAUGCCACAGGCAGCUGUGGCCUAGCCAAGCGGGCUGUCCCUGGGGCCGGGAGGCUGGGUUAACUGGGUGGGCAUGUGCUGAAAGAGCACCCUGCCCAGACUGAGACAGAGUCAGAACCCCCUUCAUGUGGGAGCACCCCAGGGACGGAAGUAGAAAGUCCUCCAUCCUUAUAAAUAUGCGGGGAGUAGGGAAGUGGGCUCCUGGGGGUGGUGUAUAAGGAGCCUCUGAAGUGGGGGGCUCGGGGUGGGGGGGGGGGGAACACGGGUGGUGCUGGAAAGGUGGCGAUGGCUCCCCUUGGGUUAGCUGGGUCCAGACUGUAGGGAAGGUUCUAGCAGCUCUAGUGGGUAAGAGCCAGCCUCCCCCUGUCCUGUGAAGCUGGCCAGGGGCUCAAGUGGGUCGGGGUGGGGGGGUUGCUCCCCUCACCCUGGCUCGACACAAAGGUCCGUGUGGAUCCGGGUUCAGGACUGGCCCCGGGGAAGGCCCUUGGAUCAGGCUCGCACCCCCAGCAGAUGAAUCCAGAGAAGAUGGGGCCCGCUCCAAGGCAAGGCUUGUGAGACCUUGGAAGGCCUGGCCCCCAGGAGGAUACGGGGGCUGCCGUCACCUCGUGGCCUCUGCUACCAGGUGGAGGAGCGAAGAACAGUGAGAAGACCUCACAGCCCCACCCCCAAGAAGAGAAACACAGUAUAAGGCAAUGUUAGAAAACUUUAAAUACAGGAUCAAGAUCCAAUCGGUAAGGCAUCACAAAUCGUAAAAAGUAACUGGGGCUGCAUUCAGCAUAGCAAAUAGACAAUCUGAGCAAGCAGCGGCCUCGUGAGGGCAGGGAGCAAGCGGGCCGGGGGCACCGGGCAGUGGGGCGCCGGCCGCAGCUCUGGGACAGGUCGGCCUGAGGUAACUGGUCUGAGCGCCCGCUCCGGCCCAGCCCUGCCCACAGUGGCGGCUGCUCCCCAUCUGGGCACUGAUGAGGCCCACACGUGCUGCCAGGCCUGGGCUCCGGCCCCUGCGGGCUCCGGGUGGCCUUUGAGGGCCUUGUCCCCGCCAUGAGCCCCUCGCACUCCCAGGCAUCACCCUGUGGAAACUGCACCGACCCCGGCUGCUUCUCUGAGGAAUGCCCUGGCCGUAAACCGCAGCUUCAGCCCCUGCUCUAAUACUGCCGUAUUCUUGGGGUCUGGGGUUUCUCUAAACGCUCUCACUGGCCCUAUAACAGGAUCACAGCGCAGGGCGGAGCCCACGGGGAAGGCACUGGUGCCGGCCUAAACCAGUGUGUUGAUGUUGGGCUGGGCCACCCCGAAUCAUUGAGUAGUUUUAGCUAAAAAGGUAAACUUCAAAAAAAAAAAAAAA